AUGACCUGCGAUCAAUUGGAGACGGUUGAAAUAACCAAGUUAAAUGCUAUUGCUGCAGGUACAAACAAGAAAGUACCAAGAAUUGUGGCAGCAGGUUUAGGUGGUAGGUUGAUGGGUACUGCCGAUCUUGUUAAGGUGACUGCUGAAGAAAUUACCAAGGAUUCAAUGGAAUCCUUGGCUGAAAAGGAUGAACGUGAAAAGGCCAGAUACAAGAAUAAAAAACAUAUUUCGGAAGAGCCAUGGACAAGAGACAAUUUUUACAAAAAGAUCAACUGGCUUAAUGUUGUGUUGACUAUUGCUUUCCCAUUAUUUGGUUUUGCUUGUGCUAUAUAUUCACCACCACAACUAAAAACAUUGGUAUUGGCUUUUAUCUUGUAUGUGUUUAGUGGUGUUUCAAUUACUGCUGGUUACCAUCGUUUGUAUUCCCACAAAUCAUAUGACGCUGUAUUGCCUGUUCGUUUGUUUUUUGCAUUCUUUGGUGCUGGUGCCAUUGAAGGUAGUAUUAAAUGGUGGGGACAUUCUCAUCGUAUUCAUCAUAGGUAUACUGAUACUUCGAGAGAUCCCUAUGAUGCAAGAAGAGGUUUCUGGUUCUCGCACAUGGGAUGGAUGUUGAUGAAGGCCAAUCCUAAAAACAGAGCAAGAGCUGAUAUUUCUGAUUUAACCGCCGACUGGGUAGUUCGUGUUCAACAUACACACUAUUUCUUGUUUAUGCUUUUAUCCGCAUUUGUUUUCCCAACACUUGUGGCUGGCUUUUUAUGGGGUGAUUAUUGGGGUGGUUUCAUUUAUGCUGGAGUCUUGAAGUCGUUUUUCAUUCAACAAGUUACAUUUUGUGUUAAUUCGUUGGCUCACUGGAUUGGUGUACAGCCAUUUGACGAUAGAAGAACCCCUCGUGAUCAUGUGUUGACUGCAUUUGUUACAUUUGGUGAAGGAUACCAUAAUUUCCAUCACGAAUUCCCUAGUGACUAUAGAAAUGCAUUGAAGUGGUACCAAUAUGAUCCAACCAAGAUUGUUAUUUGGUGCUUAUCGAAAUUGGGAUUGGCUUGGAAUUUGAAAAUGUUUUCACAGAAUGCAAUUGAACAAGGUUUGUUACAACAACAACAAAAGAAGUUGGACAGAAUGAAACAGAAAUUGAAAUGGGGUACUAAAGUUGAAGAGUUGCCCGUUUGGACUAGAGAAGAAUUUAAUGAACGUGCAAAGAGUGAAGGUUUGAUUAUAAUAUCGGGUAUUAUUCACGAUGUAAAGCUGUUUAUCAAAGAACACCCAGGUGGACAAGCAUUGAUAAGAGCUUCCUUGGGUAAAGAUGGCACUAAAGCAUUUAGCGGUGCUGUAUAUGCUCAUUCUAAUGCUGCUCAUAAUCUAUUAGCUACAAUGAGAGUCGCUAUAGUGAAGGACGUUGCAUAUGAUGCAAAUACUUUCCGUGUACAAGAAGCAAUAAUUGAGAAGGAGCAAAAGGAGAAGAACAAUUGA
Molecule: messenger RNA, 1467 nt
Organism: Lodderomyces oxycetoniae
Lineage: Eukaryota; Fungi; Ascomycota; Pichiomycetes; Serinales; Debaryomycetaceae
Gene: OLE1
Product: stearoyl-CoA 9-desaturase
Exons: 1
Coding region: 1-1467 (488 amino acids)
Biological process (GO): unsaturated fatty acid biosynthetic process
Cellular component (GO): endoplasmic reticulum membrane
Molecular function (GO): stearoyl-CoA 9-desaturase activity; iron ion binding; heme binding
Source: RefSeq, a predicted model, not a curated record